AUGAACAGAAAAUUGCUCACAGGCGUGUUCCUGUGUUGGCUUAUCCUCGCCAGUGUAUCUCUGUCAGAAAGUGCGAUUGGUAAAUUCAAUUCAAGGCUAAGAUUCAAACGACAAUACGAUGAAAACGAUGAUUGUCCAGAAGGAACAAACCCUUGCAAAGACGAUGAAAGUGUAUGUGCACCUUAUUGUGAUGGACACGUUGAGUGUAUUGAUGGGUCGGAUGAGCAUAAUUGCACAACGAGCACAGUUUCAACGAGCGUUGAAACGGAAAAUGUUGGUUUAAGUACACUUUUGACAACAAUAGAUAUGUCAGCGGAUCCUCCUCUUCCACAAAUUUCGACGUUUUAUAGUAAAAUUCAACCGUCAGCUGAUGCAAAUGCAGAAGAUGAUGAAGAUCCAUCGGAGACAGCUGAGACCGAAGCACCAGAUGAUUCUAGACCUAAUAGUCAAAGUGAACUGCGAGUUGUUGUUCAACCAGACGUGAUACAAGUUCAACGUGGACAGACCGUUGAAUUAAGAUGUGUUGUUUAUGGAGCUGAUUCCAGUACGAGCGUCUUCUGGGUACAGGAAGAGCCUGAACGACGUCAUGCUCAGAUCGAUCAUGAGUCAGAGAAUGACAGAGAAAUCACUGCAUCACAGGUCACAUUAAGAGCACGCAUUACACUAGAUGAUGCAACAAAAAUCGGAACAUACUCGUGUAUGGCACAAGAUAGUAGUGGACAUACAGCAUCAGCUACUUUAACUAUGCGAGAAGGAGGUGCUAAUGGUGGUCACAGUUCAUAUAUAACUCAUCCUGGUACAAUGUCUCCGUCAUCGAAAGGACACUUGCGUAUUAUUGUACCGAAUAUAGCUGAAGGUGAUUCAGUUCAAAUUCAAUGCGAAGGAGCGGCACAGGAGGAUGAAAGUCGUAUUCAAUGGUAUUUUAAUAAUCGAAUUAUUCACGAUGAUCAACCAUUCUAUCCACGUGGUCGAACUCUUCACAUCAAUCCCAUUUCACAAUCUAAUUUGGGCAACUAUCGUUGCUCUAUUCCGAACAGUGAAUAUGCCGAUGCUACUAGUGAUUUAACGUUCAUAGGAUCAGGUUCAACGACAAUCAUACCUGCGUAUUAUACUCGACCACCAGUUGUUGGAUGUAAAUACGACGAGGCGACGUGUAAUAACGGAAACUGUAUUCCACGUUCUUAUGUAUGCGACGGCAAGAAUGAUUGCGGUGAUAAUAGCGAUGAAACAUGUAACCAUGGUGAUGCAUGUCAACCGAAUGAAAUUCGUUGUAUUGAUCGAACUCGAGGAAGAAAAUGCGUACAAAAGUUUUGGACAUGCGAUGGUGAUCGGGAUUGCGAUGAUGGAAGUGAUGAAGCACAGCAAUAUUGUGAUGUACUUCCACGUCAUCGUUACUGUAAACAGAAUGAAUAUCAAUGUGCUAGUAUGAACGGUUCUAAUGGUAAUCCAAUCUGUAUUCCACGAUCAUUUCAAUGCGAUAGUUACAAUGAUUGCCCUGAUCGAUCAGAUGAAAUCGGUUGUGCGAAACCAACAAUCCUGACACCACCACAACGUCAAGUGGAAAUCAAGCUUGGUGAUACAUUAACUCUCCAAUGUACUGUCCGCGGUACACCGGCACCUUACAUCAAUUGGCGUCUCAAUUGGGGACAUAUUUGUCGUGAUUGCGCGGAGUAUAACCGAUGUACUAUGAUACAAACAGCAGAUCCAAAUGAUUCAUCUGUGAUCACUGGUAUCCUUACCAUUCGCAAUGUCAACGUAAAUGAUGGUGGCGCAUAUUCAUGCGAGGCACUCAAUAAUCAAGGCUUCACUUUCGCCGUUCCCGACGCCAUCGUCAGCGUCAUAGUUGCACCUGGGCAGUCCUCGGCCAUUACAUGUGGUGCACCACCUCCACCACCCAGCACGACCCGUCCACCCCCGCCCCCACCGCCACCCACGCGUCCAGCUCCACCGCCAAUUCCAUACGUAUGCUUUUGUAACGGCCAUUCAGAUCGCUGUGAUGAAAAUGGACGAUGUCUAGAUUGCCGACAUAAUACAAUUGGCUACCACUGUGAAUUAUGUGCUCCAGGUUAUCAAGGAAACGCUGCUGGCGGUACAUCAUGCGACUGUCAAGUUAUUGUACCCAGCUCAAUACAUCGUUGUGAUCCUGCGGGGACACAAAUCGAACGUGGUGGUCGUUGCAUAUGUAAAUACAAUGUUGAAGGUGAACGGUGCGAUCGGUGUAAACGAAGUCAUUUCUACCUCAGUCUCGAUGCACCACAAGGUUGUUUCUCGUGUUUCUGUUCGGGUGUAUCAGCCGAUUGUAGAUCGAUAGACUGGUUACGUAAGCCUAUUGCUCUUGACAUCUAUAAUUGGAAUGCCGUACCGAAAGAUUUCGAGAGCAAUUCCUAUCAAGUCAAUGAUGGUAUUCAAAAACUCAACGGUGGACACGAUCUAGCCAUCAAUCAAGAUUCAUUAGGUCGAUCAUCCAAGGAAGUUCUCUAUUGGAAAGCACCAUCUGAAUCGCUUGGCAAUUUUGUAACAUUGUACGAUGGUAACAUUGAGGUCCAUUUUACUAACGAUGGAAAUGAUCGCGAAGAACCAAGUGAUGAUGAAGCUAUCUGGUUACGUGGAAACAAUAUCGAUCUAGUACAUAAACUUCCACAGACACAACGAUUCAAAGCCAAUACGAGAGAUGUUUAUUCAGUUGCAUGCAAUGAGAGAACAUUCACUCGUAGAGAUGGCGGCUCUGUUACUCGUGAAAUUGUACUUAUGGCUCUAGCAGAUUUGGAUCUAUUACUAAUCAAAAUUAAUCCAAUUGGUGGACAUCGAAAUGCUGUACUUCAUGGCGUCACGCUGAGUGUCGCCAGUCGCGAAGGUCGUGCAGAGAAUGCACCUUCAGUAGAAACAUGCCAUUGUCCCUCGAAUUAUACCGGUACAUCUUGUGAGAAAUGUGCUGAAGGUUAUGGUCGAGUACAUCCAAUUGUCGGUUUCUAUUUGGGACAUUGUUUAUCAUGUCAAUCGCUAUGCCGUGGACGAGCAUAUCAAUGCGAUCAAGAUACUGGCAAAUGUUUCAAUUGUCAAGGUAACAGUGAAGGUGAUCAUUGCGAACGGUGCCGAUCAGGGUACAUGCUCGAUGAACGAACUAAUCAAUGCGUACUGAAAGAUGGAUCGUCAAUAGACACGUCAAGCCCAAGUAGCAUUCGAGCUACAUAUUUGAUUGAUCAAAAGCCAUACAAUGUACAAGGCUCUAAACCAUUCCAUAUUACUUUGAAUGGUGGUCAACCAGAACAACGUGUGCGUCUUCAAAUUAUUAAUGCUCAACCACGAACUGUUGUUUGGCGUCGUUCUGAUGGCAGUGCAUUGCCAGCAGCUGUCGUUCAAAUUGACAAUGAUCUGAUCUUUCGAAAUCCAUCAGGUGAUCAAGCUGGAAGUUAUGUUGGCACCGUUACGCUUUCGGAUGGUACCACUGAAUCCAUCGUCAUUCAUCUAGAUUAUCAUCCAGGAGCUGCAAUCAAAUUGACUAUUAGACCGAAAGUCAUACAGUUGAAGGAGGGUCAACGUUUAACUGUUCAAUACGUCGUUUCUUCUCAUGACUCAGUCAGCGUUGUUUGGAAUCGAGUCACUGCUGAUGGUAUUGAACCAAUGCCGUCUUACUUUGAAGUCGGACAGAAUCAUUUGAUUCUUCAAAAGGCUACGCUUGAUGCCGCUGGUACCUAUCGAGUUGUUGCACGCAAUGCAUAUAGCGAAGAUACACAAGAAAUUCAAAUUAAAGUGGCACCACGUCGCCGCAUUCGUGUGCAAGGUCCACCGCAAAUUCGUUUCGCACAAGAUCUAUACAGUAUCAGUCUUGGUGAAGCCAUUGAUAUUAUACCAACUAUCGCUAGAGGAAGAGGUGCGACAGCAGUUUGGACAAAAGUUGGUUCAUCGGCUUUACCCAAUGGAGUAUCUUCACGUGAUAAUGGUGUCCUUCACAUCGAAGGUCAUUCCAGUGAUGUUGCUGGACAGUACAGUCUUGACGUAACUACUGAUCAAGGACGCACAUCAUCGGCGAUCUAUGUUCAAUGGCGCGAAUCAUCUAAUCAACAAAAUAAUCAUGGAAAUGAUGUUCAUGACAACGGUCAUGUCGGUGUUCGUUUUCAAGCACGUGAUGAGCAAAAUCACCACCUAGGUCAAGACAUUAAUUUACAGUGUGCAGUUUAUGGAAAUGUCGAACGUCCAUAUGAAUAUGCGUAUACCAAAGAUGGUCAAGCAUUAGCGGAUAACGUAGAAGUACAUCCAGAUGGUUUGCUACUUAUUCGUAACGCCCAAUCUAGUGAUGCUGGACGUUACAGAUGUCAAGUGACGUUUCCACAUGCGCCGUCAAUUCAAACACAAGAGAGUAGCUAUGAUCUACGAAUUACAGGUUCUUCAAACGGAGGCGAAGAGUGGAAUGGUCAUGGUGAAGAAAAUGAUCGAGAAAUUCAUCAACGUGCAGAAGCCGUGGAAGUCUUUGUCGAACCAGCAGAAGUCACUCUCGGACGUGGCGAAACAGCGCGCAUCACAUGUCAUGUAAAGAAUGCUCAACAAUACAAAGUAACUUGGCAUCGAUACGCACAUGACACCAGUCUCCCAGCAUAUGCUCGUCAAGAAGGCAACACUAUCGUAUUGGAACCAAAUGAAAACUCCGAAGCUGAACAACUCUACUUCCAAUGUCAAGUGGAUGUUCCAGGUCAUUCUAACCCGUUCCAUGCCUAUUCACCAGUGACAAUCCGCAGCGAUGAUGAAUCUCGUAAAAAGAAAAAGAAAAGAUACAUAUAG
Adineta ricciae is the source of this 4776-nucleotide messenger RNA. The record is from the annotation of a GenBank genome assembly. Lineage: Eukaryota; Metazoa; Rotifera; Eurotatoria; Adinetida; Adinetidae.